AUGGAAUCUGAAAGAUUCAGCAAGUGGACCUAUAUCCUGAGGACACUCGUCACGAUCCUCACCUUCAUUACCAGACUUUCGACAAAGGCCACUCAACACUUCGGAGCUACGAAGAAUGCCUUACGAUCCAAGGCAGAAAUAAUUCUAUUCCGAAUGGCUCAAAUCGAGGACCCACCUUGCAAUGAUCUGCAACGUCAACUUACACUCUUCAAGUGCGGACGGACACACUUGUUCAGAGUUCGAACAGGAAUCCAUGAGUCUCUGGAGACAAAAGAACCUAUUCUACUCCCACGUAAAAACAACAUCACCGAGCUAUUCAUCCUACACGUCCACGAGCUGAAUCACCAUUCUGGAACAGAACAAACAUUAAUCGAGCUCCGAAAAUCAGUAUGGAUACCCAAAGGAAGGUCAACAGUGAAACGCGUCAUCAACAACCGCUGCUUCCUUUGCAGACGAAAUAAUGCGAAACCAUUCAAGCUACCGGACUUCCCUCCACAUCCAGAUUAUCGCGUCAACAAACCCAACCAUCCCUUCGAAAACUGCGGACUUGACGUCAUGGGACCAAUAAAGUGCAAAUCCAAACAUGGAGAGACCAAAAAAUGCUGGAUCCUACUAAUAACUUGUCACACUGUCUAA
This is a messenger RNA of Necator americanus (New World hookworm), 636 nucleotides long. RefSeq lists its product as uncharacterized. The record is from RefSeq and is a predicted model, not a curated record. The transcript has a single exon. Bases 1 to 636 code for a protein of 211 amino acids. Lineage: Eukaryota; Metazoa; Nematoda; Chromadorea; Rhabditida; Ancylostomatidae.